UAUGUACAGACAUAUGUAGAAUGUAUAUAUACAUCAUCUGAAACAAAUAUUUGAAAGAAAAUAAAAGCACGUCAGUGAAAUGUACAAAAUGUAUUAGUGGUAAAAGUUAAUUCUAUAAUGAAAAAUUUAAUAGAAACAAGAAAUGGAUAGAUAAAAGAUUUAUAUACUAUUUUCACUAACUCAUAUGCAACAUAAUUUGUUGCUAAUUUGAGAGAGUAAUAUUUCAUUCAAAUAAAAAAUAUCAAUAAAAUGUUGCAUGAAAUAUUAAUGUCAUUGUGGGGAUGUUCAACCAAUGCUUUGCAAAUAUUGGAAUCAGAUACUGUAGAUCUUGAAAAAUAUUUGCAUCCUGGUGAACGUGUAUUACUUAAAGAAAUAUUGGAUAUAGUUGAACAAUGCAAUAUUAUUAGGAAUUUCAUUCAAGAAUAUACCACAUCUGAUGACUUAAAUUCUACUCAAAAUUUACAAGAUGUUCCUCAUGGUUUAUACUUACAAGCUCUUUGUGAAGGAAUAGAUCAAUCUUUGGAACCAUUUCGUAAGGAGAUUGUUGAUUUAGAAGAUAUAGUUCUUCAUGAUAGUUAUACUCCAUUGUCACUAAUACUUUGUCGUAUCCAAAAAUAUAUUUGUCUGUUUUCUGUUUUAAAUUCUAUCAUAAGAGAGAUUCGCACACAAAAAAUUCAUGGCUGUAAACUAUUGCAAUGUUUGCAUCAAAAUAUGUAUACUGGUAUUCCUGAUGUUAGGUCUGCAAUAGAAAAAAUGUCUCACUGUGUGCAUACAGUUUUUUAUAAACAUUUAACUAGCUGGCUUUUAUAUGGCCAUAUAGAAGAUAUGUACAAUGAAUUUUUUAUUCAAAAAAUAUCUGAGAGGGAAAGCAGUUUAAUAUUAGUAGACAAUAAGGAUAAUUUUGAUAAAAUAAAUACAAAAUUUACUGCAGAUAUGUGGAAUUAUGACGUUCAAAUUGAUCUACUUCCCUCUUACAUAAGACCAUCUUUAGCAACUAAAAUCUUAACUAUAGGGCAAACUAUUAUAAUGUUUGGAAAUGACCCAAGACAGAAAAAAGAUUUUGCUAUAAUUGAUCAAGCUGAAACUUCUAUAUGGGGAGAAAAAGAAUAUGAAUAUUUUCUUAAACUUCAAAAUUUACAAAAAAAACAUAUUUUUAAUAUUGUUGAAUUUGAACGUACAAUCGAUGAAUUGAAACAAUGUAUAACAGAACUUUUAUGGCGAGUUGCUGUUGAAGAAGCACAACUUGUGCAACAACUUAAAUUAGUAAAAGAUUUCUUUCUUAUGGGACGUGGAGAUUUGUUUCUUGAGUUUAUUAGACUUACGGCUCAUAUAUUAAAUAAAUCUCCAACACAGCAUACCUCUAGGGAUAUUAAUUUAGCUUUCCAAAUGGCCUUAAGGAAAAUGCAUUUAAAUGAUGAAAAUGCCAUGGAUAGUUUUAAUUUUAUAGUUCCAGUUCCACCAGAUGAAAAUGAAGAUAUUGAGGUAGAAGGUACAGAAUUUACUGAAAAGGAACGUGAAGAUCCUAUUGAAAGACGUGGGUGGGGUAUGAUUACUUUGAAGUACAAAGUCAUAUGGCCAUUACAUUUAUUAUUUAAUCCAUCAGCUUUAAAUGAUUACAAUACAUUAUUCAAAUUUUUGCUAAGGGUUAAAAAAACACAAAUUGACUUAUGGAACCUUUGGAGUGAGCAUAUGUAUUAUAAAAACAUUGAUAUUGGUGUAAUUCAGUUAAGAAAUAAUUUAAUUUUCAUUAUUGAUAAUUUACAAUAUUACUUACAAGUUGAUGUAUUAGAAAGUCAAUAUACUAUAAUGGAAACAAAUAUGAAAAAUACUCGAAAUUUUGAAGAUGUACAAAAAGCACACUGUAUUUUCUUGGCUAAUGUUAUGUCACAAACAUUUUUAUUAGGGAGUUCAACAGAAAGAAAAAAUCCUGUCAACAAAUUAAUAAAACUCUUAUUGCGACUUUGUGAUGAUUUUAUCUUACAAGCAUCUAUGUGGGAAGUAGGUAAUUUGCUUUUAACAGAACAAGAAGAGCUUAAAACAUUAUCUGAUACUCUUGAUAGUUUAAUGGGUUGGUUAACCAAAACAUUGAAUAGAGUACGUGCACAACCAAGUGGAGAGCAUUUAGCUCAAUUAUUAUUGAGAUUGGAUUUCAAUAGAUGGUUCAGUAAAAAAAUGUAAAGAAGAUUUAUUUGAGUAUCAGUAAAUAAUGUAGAAACAUAUGAUGUAUUUAUGGUAUUUUGUUUUAAAAUUAUUCUUUGCAUAAAUUUAUCUAUUAUGUAUAUAUUGAACUUAUCUUUUUUUUACUUAAAGUACUAGUACUUUUUUAACAGUGAAAAAUACAAUUAUGCAAAACUCUAAUUUUGAGCUUAAUUUAAUAGAAAUAUAUUAGAAAAAAAAAAUAAUAUCUUUAAAUGAAUGUAACACAUAACAAGUAUUGAAAUAAAUUUGUCAUUCAUUUGUUUA
Bombus terrestris (buff-tailed bumblebee) is the source of this 2463-nucleotide messenger RNA. It is a transcript of the gene Grip75, whose product is annotated as gamma-tubulin complex component 4. Bases 250 to 2178 code for a protein of 642 amino acids. The record is from RefSeq and is a predicted model, not a curated record. Gene Ontology annotation, molecular function: microtubule minus-end binding; gamma-tubulin binding. NCBI's taxonomy places the organism in Eukaryota, Metazoa, Arthropoda, Insecta, Hymenoptera, Apidae. Gene Ontology annotation, biological process: mitotic cell cycle; microtubule nucleation; spindle assembly. The transcript has 10 exons. Gene Ontology annotation, cellular component: centrosome; gamma-tubulin complex; spindle pole.